GCAGGGAUUGCAUAAGUUUAUGUUAUAACGGUUUCGUCUUAGUUAAACGUUUGAGCUCCUUUGUCAACAGUGUUUUUUUUUUUUUUUGAAAAAAUUAUUUCAGGGGUAGAUAAAUAGAGAUGCGCAGUGUUGUGUGUCCUAAUGCGACAUUUUUAGCUAAGAAGAGGUUAAAGACUUCGACCAGCAUCCUCUAAUCUAUCAUGUCCGCGAAUCUUGCUGAAAGUGAAAUAAUUGUCAUGCUUUUGUAUAGGUUUUAUUUUAAAUUUCAAUUUCGGAGUGGAUGAGAUUGAACACAUUUUUAAUCAGCUUCCAAAAUGCAAUCGCUGAAGUAUACCCUACCAGCGUACUGUCAAUUGCUGUCCUUGUUCGUCGUUUGGCUUGUAAAGUGUUUGAUGCUGUCUGUGACUGCUGACCUACCUUGCAAUCGAUCACAAAUUGAGGAAAGAUUGAAAAAAGCAAAUAUUAUUCCCGAUUUUUUUGAAAGAGCCCCGAAAUUUGUUGUGCAGAUUGAAUAUGCUCGGAAUGUAGUCGUCGAGUUUGGAAAUAUACUUGACUCGUCCAAAGUGAAACAAAAGCCUGUUUCAAUGAAAUGGCCAUCGAAUUAUACUACACUUUAUACACUCAUAAUGACAGAUCCUGACUCGGAUCCAAAAGGGUCGACUAAGUACCGCGAGUGGCAGCAUUGGGUUGUGGGAAAUAUUCCUGGCAACUGUUUUUUGGCAGGAGAGACCAUGACACCCUACAUGGGAGCGCUAGCUCCUCAUUACCUGAAGAUCAGAGGAGGUCGACAUAGAUUUAUAUUCACUAUUUAUGAGCAGAAAAAAGGAAAAAUAUACUUCACCGCUCCUCGUCUUCCUGCAAUGUUUGAUGCACGACGGACAAAUUUUUCCACUCAUUUUUUUGUUCAAGAGUACGAAUUGGGACAGCCAUUGGCGAUUAAUUAUUUCCUAGUCGAGCCAUACGAGGUAACUGCGCGGCCAAGAGGGUGGGGCUCACGAUUUUAAAAGUGCUCGUUACGUUAACGGUUUAAAGAAAACAAAUCUUUAUUCAGAGACUGGAGAAACCGAAAUGACACUCUCAGGAUUUUCAUUUUACAUUUGGAAAAUAAUAUUUUCAGCUUAGCCAGAGAAAUUCUGCUUACAAAUUUCUGAUCAAAAUAUGCACGAUAGUAUGCAACAUAUGUAUUUAGGGGGUACGUUUGUAUGUUAUAUUGAUCUAGUCUCUCUCUCUCAAAAAGUUCUAACUAAAAAAAAAAAAAUGGUUUUACGAGUCAAUGUGGGUUUCACCUCUUGUCUCCUUGUUCUUCGUUUGAAGAUACGGACGGCUUUGACGAUACAAUUAUUCAUGCCUUACGGUAUAUAAUUGCAUACCCGAAUAAAUGAAGGCGUUUUAAUUGCCACGCAUCACCUCGCCUUCAAAUAGAUUAUAUUGAAUGUAUGGUUGCACUUCCAUCAUAUAUGCUGACCAAUAUAUUUCAUUUAUAAUCGUAACGUGGAUCGGAGAGUCCUCGACCCUUGAAAACGAAGGCAGAGCAAGGUCAAUAUGUCAGGGGCACUCUUGUUAACAUAUUGUGUGCCGCACAGGGUACCGUAAAUAGGCCAAUGAAGUCAAUGAUGAAUUUAAGGAUGGGUACCUUAUCCUAAGCUCCAAAAAUGAUUCAUUGAUCGUCAUUGCUGUUAGGCAUACUUUCUUGGGACAAUGACGAAUAGUUAUGUAAUGAGUGAUGACAUUUAUACUGUCCAAUUCUAUUUUCCUUGCAAUUUUUAGCUUAUUUUGUGUUCCUUCGUGAUGUUUUGUCAUAUUCAUUACUUGUUUUUAAUUUUAUAUUUUUUGUAUUAAACAUCCCUUCAUUUUGACAA
Messenger RNA from Bemisia tabaci, 1859 nucleotides. The record is from RefSeq and is a predicted model, not a curated record. Lineage: Eukaryota; Metazoa; Arthropoda; Insecta; Hemiptera; Aleyrodidae.